Molecule: messenger RNA, 972 nt
Organism: Aphis gossypii (cotton aphid)
Lineage: Eukaryota; Metazoa; Arthropoda; Insecta; Hemiptera; Aphididae
Gene: Osi19
Exons: 4
Coding region: 86-652 (188 amino acids)
Source: RefSeq, a predicted model, not a curated record
CGCCGUCGACCAGACACCACACUCGCACCACCACAGUCGGUAGUCGCACACACUUACUAACACAAAUCGUAAGCACACCCGCACCAUGGCUCGUUUCACGUGUUUGCUCCUGUCCGCCGCCGCAUUGAUCGUCGUAGCUUACGGCUCACCGCUGACCAACGACAGACAACUACAGGACGGAGGAGACGAGCCGGGACUCACGGAUCAACUUCAGGAGCUCAUCGAGAAGCGCGACGUGUCAGUGGAACUCGGAGGAGCUACCAUCACCGUGUCACCCAGGAACUUAGAGGAAAACGAACUGGGCCUGACCCUAAGACUUCCCAGCUCCGCCGAACCCAGAAGCAAACGACACAAGCUUAAGAAAAUCCUUAUGCCCAUCAUGGUGUUCGUCAUGCUCAAGGCACUCACACUCAUCCCACUCGCCAUCGGUGUGUUGGGUUUGAAGGCGUGGAACGCUCUGCAACUGUCGUUCUUCUCGUUCGUCAUCUCCAUCGGAUUAGCCAUCUUCCAAUUGGUAAAGAAGGCUUCUGAAUCUCCACCAUCGUUGACCACCCACGACGCCGGAAUCUACGGAGCUCCACCAGCGCACUACGCCAGGAGCAUCGAUGAACACGCCCACCAGUUGGCCUACGGUUCCAACCAAGUCAGAUAGACAUGUUUCAUUUAUGCUGACACGACUUGCGUCGCGACUCGUGUGCGAGUGUGUUUGUACGUGCGUGCGGCUCAUGUCAUCGCAUCUCUGCUGCUGCGUCUUCUGCACGUCAAUUAUACUGCAACAGAAUAAUAUUUAUUUAUUUCGACUAUUUAUUUUUAUUAUUAUUAUUAUUACUAUUUUUACUUCUAUUUUACGAAAAGCGAAUGAUUGUAAAUACAUUAUACUUGAUGUUCUUAUUGUUUGUAAAUCUGGUUACUGCAGACCCUAUUAUUGCUUCCGAUUGAAAAAUAUUAUAGUAUAUUUUAUUAAUCAAACAA